This is a messenger RNA of Apodemus sylvaticus (European woodmouse), 6406 nucleotides long. RefSeq names its product cytoplasmic FMR1 interacting protein 2 (gene Cyfip2). The record is from RefSeq and is a predicted model, not a curated record. Gene Ontology annotation, molecular function: small GTPase binding. Gene Ontology annotation, biological process: cell projection assembly; cell morphogenesis; apoptotic process. NCBI's taxonomy places the organism in Eukaryota, Metazoa, Chordata, Mammalia, Rodentia, Muridae. The transcript has 31 exons. The coding region runs from base 207 to 3968 and encodes 1253 amino acids. Gene Ontology annotation, cellular component: synapse; neuron projection.
CUGGGGGCGCUUGGCUUGGCGCCCGAGGCUACAAGGCUCCGGGUCCCAGGAGGCCCGGCUACAGGCCCUGCGUUGCCCCUUCUCCCCUCGGCCUCGCCGGACGCCUUGGGCAAGGAGCGUCUCCCAGAAGUCGUGGGUACAGCGCAGAGCUCAGCGCGGCUGCCUCAGCCGCAGCCGCAGCAGUGUGAAAGACCGACGCCGCAGCCAUGACCACCCACGUCACUUUGGAAGAUGCCCUGUCCAACGUGGACCUGCUGGAGGAACUGCCCCUCCCAGACCAGCAGCCAUGCAUCGAGCCCCCGCCAUCCUCCAUCAUGUACCAGGCUAACUUUGACACGAACUUCGAGGACAGGAAUGCAUUUGUCACGGGCAUUGCAAGGUACAUUGAGCAGGCAACGGUCCACUCCAGCAUGAAUGAAAUGCUGGAGGAGGGCCACGACUAUGCAGUCAUGCUGUACACCUGGCGCAGCUGCUCCCGGGCCAUCCCACAGGUGAAGUGCAAUGAGCAGCCCAAUCGGGUAGAGAUCUACGAAAAGACGGUGGAGGUGCUGGAGCCAGAGGUCACCAAGCUCAUGAAGUUCAUGUACUUUCAGCGCAAGGCCAUCGAGCGCUUCUGUAGCGAGGUGAAGCGGCUGUGCCACGCCGAGCGCAGGAAGGACUUUGUGUCCGAGGCCUACCUGCUGACCCUGGGCAAGUUCAUCAACAUGUUCGCGGUCUUGGACGAGCUCAAGAACAUGAAGUGCAGUGUCAAGAACGACCACUCUGCCUACAAGAGAGCGGCCCAGUUCCUAAGGAAGAUGGCGGACCCCCAAUCCAUCCAGGAAUCUCAGAACCUGUCUAUGUUCCUAGCCAAUCACAACAGGAUCACCCAGUGUCUUCACCAGCAACUGGAAGUGAUCCCCGGCUAUGAGGAGCUGCUGGCAGACAUUGUCAACAUCUGUGUCGAUUACUAUGAGAAUAAGAUGUACCUGACACCCAGCGAGAAGCACAUGCUCCUCAAGGUGAUGGGCUUUGGUCUCUAUCUGAUGGAUGGAAAUGUUAGUAACAUCUACAAGCUGGAUGCCAAGAAGCGAAUCAACCUUAGCAAAAUUGAUAAGUUUUUUAAGCAGCUGCAGGUGGUGCCCCUUUUCGGCGACAUGCAGAUAGAGCUGGCCAGAUACAUUAAGACCAGUGCUCACUAUGAAGAGAACAAGUCCAAGUGGACGUGCACUCAGAGCAGUAUCAGCCCCCAGUACAACAUCUGCGAGCAGAUGGUUCAGAUCCGCGACGAUCACAUCCGCUUCAUCUCUGAGCUGGCUCGCUACAGCAACAGCGAGGUGGUGACAGGCUCAGGCUUGGACAGCCAGAAGUCAGAUGAAGAGUACCGGGAGCUUUUUGACCUGGCCCUGCGAGGCCUGCAGCUUCUCUCCAAGUGGAGCGCCCAUGUCAUGGAAGUGUACUCCUGGAAGCUGGUUCACCCCACAGACAAGUUCUGCAACAAGGACUGCCCAGGCACCGCGGAAGAGUACGAGCGGGCCACGCGCUACAAUUACACCAGCGAGGAGAAGUUUGCCUUUGUGGAGGUGAUUGCCAUGAUCAAGGGUUUGCAGGUGCUCAUGGGGAGGAUGGAGAGUGUCUUCAACCAGGCCAUCCGCAACACCAUCUACGCAGCCCUGCAGGAUUUCGCCCAGGUGACGCUGCGGGAGCCGUUGCGGCAAGCAGUUCGCAAGAAAAAGAAUGUCCUUAUCAGCGUUCUGCAGGCAAUUCGAAAGACCAUCUGUGACUGGGAGGGAGGCCGAGAGCCCCCCAAUGACCCAUGCUUAAGAGGGGAGAAGGACCCCAAAGGUGGCUUUGACAUCAAGGUGCCCCGCCGUGCUGUGGGCCCGUCCAGCACACAGCUGUACAUGGUGCGCACCAUGCUGGAGUCGCUCAUUGCCGACAAGAGUGGCUCCAAGAAGACGCUCCGAAGCAGCCUGGACGGCCCCAUCGUCCUGGCCAUAGAGGACUUCCACAAGCAGUCCUUCUUCUUCACGCACCUGCUCAACAUCAGCGAGGCUCUUCAGCAGUGCUGUGACCUCUCCCAGCUCUGGUUCCGAGAAUUCUUCCUGGAGUUGACCAUGGGCCGGCGAAUCCAGUUCCCAAUUGAGAUGUCCAUGCCCUGGAUUCUAACGGACCAUAUUCUGGAAACCAAAGAACCUUCCAUGAUGGAGUAUGUCCUCUACCCCUUGGAUCUGUACAACGACAGCGCCUACUAUGCGCUCACCAAGUUCAAAAAGCAGUUCCUGUAUGACGAGAUAGAAGCUGAGGUGAACCUGUGCUUCGAUCAGUUUGUCUACAAGCUGGCCGACCAGAUCUUUGCCUACUACAAAGCCAUGGCUGGCAGUGUCCUGUUGGAUAAACGUUUUAGAGCUGAAUGUAAGAACUAUGGAGUGAUCAUUCCGUACCCGCCAUCCAACCGCUACGAGACAUUGCUGAAACAGAGACAUGUCCAGCUGUUGGGUAGAUCAAUUGACUUGAACAGACUCAUCACCCAGAGGAUUUCUGCUGCCAUGUACAAAUCCUUGGACCAAGCAAUCAGCCGCUUUGAGAGCGAAGACCUAACCUCUAUUGUGGAGCUGGAGUGGCUCCUGGAGAUUAACCGGCUCACACACCGACUCCUCUGUAAGCACAUGACGCUAGACAGCUUUGACGCCAUGUUCCGAGAAGCCAAUCAUAACGUGUCUGCCCCCUAUGGCCGCAUCACCCUGCAUGUCUUCUGGGAACUGAACUUUGACUUCCUCCCCAACUACUGCUAUAAUGGAUCCACAAACCGUUUUGUCCGAACUGCCAUCCCUUUCACGCAAGAACCACAACGGGAUAAACCCGCCAACGUCCAGCCUUAUUACCUCUAUGGAUCCAAGCCUCUCAACAUUGCCUACAGCCACAUCUACAGCUCCUACCGGAACUUUGUGGGGCCCCCUCACUUCAAGACCAUCUGCAGACUGUUGGGCUACCAGGGCAUCGCCGUGGUCAUGGAGGAACUGCUGAAGAUCGUCAAGAGCUUGCUCCAAGGCACCAUUCUGCAGUACGUGAAGACGCUCAUAGAGGUGAUGCCUAAAAUCUGCCGUUUGCCUCGGCACGAGUAUGGCUCCCCAGGGAUCCUGGAGUUCUUCCACCACCAACUGAAGGACAUCAUCGAGUAUGCAGAACUCAAAACAGACGUGUUCCAGAGCCUCAGAGAGGUGGGCAACGCCAUCCUGUUCUGCCUCCUCAUAGAGCAAGCUCUGUCUCAGGAGGAAGUCUGUGACCUGCUCCAUGCUGCACCUUUCCAAAACAUCCUGCCCCGAGUCUACAUCAAAGAGGGGGAGCGCCUGGAAGUCCGGAUGAAGCGUCUCGAGGCCAAGUACGCCCCACUUCACCUGGUCCCCCUGAUAGAGCGGCUGGGGACACCUCAGCAAAUCGCCAUCGCUCGGGAGGGUGACCUGCUGACCAAGGAGCGGCUCUGCUGUGGCCUGUCCAUGUUUGAGGUCAUCCUGACCCGAAUCCGGAGCUACCUGCAGGACCCCAUCUGGAGGGGCCCGCCACCCACCAAUGGCGUCAUGCACGUGGAUGAGUGUGUGGAGUUCCACCGGCUGUGGAGCGCCAUGCAGUUUGUCUACUGCAUCCCUGUGGGGACCAACGAGUUCACAGCUGAGCAGUGCUUCGGUGACGGCUUGAACUGGGCCGGCUGCUCCAUCAUCGUCUUGCUGGGCCAGCAGCGGCGCUUUGACCUGUUUGACUUCUGUUAUCACCUGCUGAAGGUGCAGAGGCAGGACGGGAAGGAUGAGAUCAUUAAGAAUGUGCCCCUGAAGAAGAUGGCUGACCGCAUCAGGAAGUACCAGAUCUUGAACAAUGAGGUAUUUGCCAUCCUGAACAAGUACAUGAAGUCUGUAGAGACAGACAGCUCCACUGUAGAGCACGUGCGCUGCUUCCAGCCCCCGAUUCAUCAGUCUCUGGCCACCACCUGCUAGGUGGAAAAUCCUGCAGACCUUCAGCCUGGAGCAGCAGGAGCAGCAGCAGCAGAAGAGAGACCACGGUGGUCAGCCUACAGCAGGUCCAGCUGACAGUGUGUGGGACAGGCCUGGAAGGAAAAGAAAACCUCCCCCAACACAUCUAUACCGCUCCCUCGAGCUGGGCUCCCGCAUGUUCUCCCAUGAUAUCUCCAUGGUGGGUUCUCCAUAGUGUAAAUGAAAAAACAACAACAACAACAACACAGGGCAGUGUGUGCUUCCUUCUUUUCUUCCCCCCACCUCAACUGUAUUUAAGAGCUACUGUUUCCACCCUGCAGCUGCCCGCUUCAUCUGUGAUUACUUCCCAAUACCACCUCCCAAAAUUGUAACCCGCUAUCUGUAUUUGAUCCAGCACUGUAGUCUUAGAGACAUAGAAGAAGGAUGUAGUCAUAGCAGAGAUGCCGGCCUGGCCCACUGGAUGCCUCAGCUUACUGGCCCAUCUUCUGUGGCUUCUCCCUCAAGUUCCCUAGUCAGAGCACUUCCUGCUCUUGAUGUUAAGGGGUCCCACCACCAAAGUUUGUUCUGUGGUGAACCAGGAAGAGGUUGCUGAUGUCAAGACAACAGAUGAUAUUGACCAGGAUCUCUUAUAUAGCCUCCCUAAGACCCACCCAAGACCCUCCUUGCAGAACAGCCCUAGAGAGAAUUAAGGCAGGCUUGCAAAAGCAUACGGCACUGGGUAGAACUAGAUGAAGAAGAUGUGAGGGAGAGAGAUCUGUCAGCACAGGGCAAAACUCCAGAUCCCGAAGGAGAAGCGUUAGGCCUCGUCAAUAGUGUGGGAAGAUGAGGCACUCCUGUUCCUCAGGCAGAGGCUUAGCACUGAACCACAUGGGAAUCCACAUGGUCAGUCAUAGCGCUACACCCAGCAUGAGUGAGUGACCGAGUCUGCGACUGCUUAACACACAACCUUAUCCAGGAAAAUCUCCCGAGAAAGAAAAUCUAAAGGGGUGACUUCAAUUGGAGACAAGGUGGCAAGGAAGAAAAAAAUUUUGUCAACAAGCUUUCUUUCAAUCCCCAGGCCCCUCCCCUCAAACAGAGCAAACUGGAAUUUUCAUCAUGUCAGCUACUAAAAGAUGCUUAGAAUGUCUCUUCCUUUUGCUCAUGCUCAGUGUUGGUGUAGAGUUUCUUUCAUGGAGGCGCAUUAACUUCUAUGUUCCAGACUACCAAAAUCCCCUGCACAGUCCCCACGUGUAGCAGAUCUUUAAAGAGAUUGCCCAUGUCUCCAUACAGAGCUAGUCAUCUGACCUGCAGAGAGAGGACAUAGCCCUGAGCCCCCCAGGACAUAGGAAUGAUACUCCUCUACCAGCCUGGGGAGGAGGAAAGGCAGGAACAACCAUCCCCUGCCCCAGAAAGUGACUGAUACCCAUCACCAUAUUUUAACCACACAGAGAACAGAAGAGAUGUGUAUAACCAGCACUUUGCCAGACAGGCCCACGUACCCCAGAGGAGGUCAUGUAAAUUAGAACCCUUGAGGAUGACACACCUGAGUGUUCACUUGUGGACACUAACUCUGAAUCUCUGGGAAUCAGGCCAGAAGAUCUGCCUCUUCCCAGUUAUAUUACUGCACACCAGAGACUCAGGGCCCUUACUGUAGAUUGGACAACUCCACUAACUCUGGACUCUGUGGUCUCUCUGAGCAAGAAUAGGCGUCAUUUGUAGUGUGGGGUUGUGGUUAGGAAUGGAAACGGUCCAGUCCUCCUAUCUGGCACUGAUAAUUCCUAGUCUGGUCAUUUUGUAAUGACCAUAGAUGUAUCCCCGAGGCAGACUCCACUUUCCAGAUCGUCAGCUCUGGCUGGGGAUGGCGUGUGAAUAACAGAUUUCCCUUGCUGAGGCCCCCCUCACUGCUCUGCUGAGAUUUGGGCUGUUCACGUCAUAAGGCUGCCUUCCUGGCAGCUCAUCCCUCCCACCCUGCACUCCUGACCCCAACAGUUGACCCUCUGGGAAGAGUCACAUUCUCCUCAAGAGAUUUGAUCCCAAUCAAUUGAGGUCCUCGCUUUGAGGACAGAGAUUCCAUUUCUGUAGCACUUGUCUGCAGACACUGGACAACUUCAAUGCUCUCUCCCCUCUAGCGGUCCUGGCCACCCCCUUUUGAUUUUUUUUAUCUAUUUAAAAAUCAAGAAAAAAGCUUAGAUUUUAAAAUGUUUUAAAAAGAAUUCUGUUUCAGAAACUGUCAAAUGUGUACCAUAUUUGUAUUAAGAGUUGUUGGGGAUUUUUUGUACAAUGAAUUUACAUUUAUUUAUGUGAACUUAUAUUUACGCUCGUGAUCAGAUAAUGAUGUUAAAUUCUUAAAUCCUAUUUGCUAUGCAGCUGAAGAUGAUAUUUUGAUUUGUAUUUUGGGGGUACCUGUGUUGAGUUGAUAAAACAUUUUCAUCUCCAUUAAAACUGCUUCCAAACCAGUUAAA